AUGCUGGAUCGACGCGACAAUAUUGAGUCUCGUCACAUGAAUACAUGUCAAUGGAUUUUGGAACUGAAGGAGUAUCACUCGUGGAGGAACCAGCGCUGUGGUUUGCUUUGGAUUAAAGGCAAGCCAGGCGCGGGCAAAUCAAUCUUGAUGCUUUUCCUACAUAAACGACUUAAAGAAUCCCAGGAUGGCAACCUACAGGACGGUAGCCAGGGCAAUAUUCGGCUCGACUUCUUCUUUACCGCCCGGGGUGUGGAAAUGCAACGAACACCACUAGGCAUGUUUAGAUCGUUGUUAAACCAGCUCUUCGAUCAUGACAUAACUAUACGCCCACAGGUCCGUGAGUUCUAUGAUCAACGAUGUAGGCAGUUUGGUUACGGUGAACGUACAUGGGAAUGGCCACAGGCGGUGCUGGAAGAGUUACUAGCGAGUGCCAUCCUGGCGUCGGCUAGCAAACAACCUGUGACUAUUCUUGUGGAUGCUCUAGAUGAGGCUGGGGCUGAGUCCGCUCAAUAUCUCGCAGCAUAUUUCCAUCGGCUUAUUGAUUGUGCAAAAAAGAAGAACUUGAAGCUGGCCCUUCAAGUCUGUAUCUCAUGCCGACACUAUCCUAUCGUGGAAAGUACUCAAGCUAUAGAGAUACAUGUCGAAGCCCAUAACCAGAACGACAUCACCACAUACACCAAAGAUCUGCUCAUUGACACGGAUCCCAUUAUGGAAGACAGUCAUGGCCAAGCGAUAGGAGAGAUGCUGGUAGAGGAACUAACCCAGUAUGCCAACGGGGUUUUCCAAUGGGUCCGUCUCACAAUACCUCUUAUCAAACAGAGAGUUCUUGAAGGGGAGUCGAUUGACGAUAUUCGUUCUUGGUUGCGCGAAGUUCCAGCUGGCCUAGAAGAUGUCUACGUUUAUAUCCUGCAUAACGUCAUCGCAGCUAGGAAUCGGGAUCAGUCAUUGCUGUUCUUUCAAUGGAAUGCCCAAAUUUCACCUUCUCGGAGAUGGGAGGAGAUCCACGGCUUUGUCGAAAGCAAUGGACGUAUGAAACGAAUAAUCAAGGCUCUUACUGGUGGACUGACUGAAGUAGUUUCAGGUUCGUAUGUUGAUGAUGAUGAUGAUGAUAAGGAGGACUUUGAGACUAUACAGGUAGUCCACCAGUCGGUCAAUGAUUUCUUGCGUGCUAAAGGACUGGCCCUUUUAUACAGUAUCAGCGCAAGCACAGCAUCCAUUGAUAGGGAUACCAUUCUCUUUCAUUGCCAGGCAACUCUUUACCGAUCAUGUCUACUAUAUCUUGCCACCAUAACAAAGGAGAUCAGUGGUCUUCAGGGACCACUGGAAGCUAUAAACCUUGUCCAGAAUCACCCAUUUCUAUCCUAUACGACUAUCAGACUCUUUGUUCAUGCGGAGAAGGCUGCUGGCGCUGAUUCGCUACAGAAUGAAAAAGAAAUUCUUGAGCAAAUUAUCGAUGGAUGGGUUUCGAUCUACCUAUGUCUCAAUCAGAAUAGCACAGCAUGUCCACCUAGAGGCACAAAUGUUCUACAUAUGGCUGCGACUGCCAAUAUGGUUGAUGUCAUCAAAUCUGUGUUAUCAGGUGGCGAGAAUAUCGAGAGGAAGGACGAAAUUGGAAAUACAGCGUUAUAUUCCGCAGCAAAAGCGGGACACAUCAUAGCCGGCAAAUUACUACAGGAAAGAGGAGCAAACCUCGAAGCAGAAAAUGGCUGUGGGGCAACACCUUUAAUGGAGGCGGCCAGAUGUGGACGUCUGAUGUUUGUGGAAUGGAUCCUGGACGAGGGUGUCGAGCUUGAGACAAACUUAGGUGGAGGAGUGCUACAAGCAGCUUCACUGACUGGCCAUCAUGCCAUCAUGGAAAUCUUGCUUGGAGUCGGAGCGGAUAUCAAUGCCAAGGGUGGUAAAUAUGGCACUGCCCCCGCUGCUGCAUCGGAUAAUGAAACGAUUGAGACAGUACUGCUUCUGCUGAACGCCGGGGCCGAUGUCAAUGCCCAGGGUGGUGAAUAUGGCAAUGCCUUGCAGGCCGCUGUAUCCUUGGAAAAAGGGGCUGCAACAGCAAAGCUCCUACUAGAUGCUGGGACUGACGUUAACGCGAAGAGUGGUAAAUAUGGAAAUGCCCUACACACCGCUGUUAUAUCAUUUGAUGAAAGUUUCGAGAUGGUAAAGCUCCUGCUAGACGCUGGGGCCGAUGUCAAUGCCCAUGGUGGUGAAUAUGGCAAUGCCCUACAGGCUGCUAUUGCAAACCAUGGACAUACUGAGAUUGCAAAGCUCCUGCUAGAUGCUGGGGCCGAUGUCAAUGCCCAGGGUGGCUACUACGGCAAUGCCCUAAAGGCCGCUAUUGCAAACGGGCAUGGAUACGAGCAGUGUUGA
Penicillium cosmopolitanum is the source of this 2367-nucleotide messenger RNA. RefSeq names its product ankyrin repeat domain-containing protein. The record is from RefSeq and is a predicted model, not a curated record. Bases 1 to 2367 code for a protein of 788 amino acids. The transcript has 2 exons. Lineage: Eukaryota; Fungi; Ascomycota; Eurotiomycetes; Eurotiales; Aspergillaceae. Gene Ontology annotation, molecular function: protein binding.